AUGCAAUACGACAACUCGACCCUCACUAUCACAUCCGUCGGCACUCCGGACCCCUUUGUGACCCUCUUCAGAGGCCGCUACUACCUCACCUUCACAGCCGGAAACAGGGUCGAAAUAUGGUCUUCCCCUAGUCUAGCUGAUAUUGAAAAUUCCGCUGCUAGACAUGUAAUUUGGACUCCUCCACAGGGCACUGACCACUCCGCCGAUCUCUGGGCUCCCGAGCUUCACGCCCUUCAUGGCCGAUGGUACGUCUACUACGCCGCCGCGAACCCGGCCCGCGGGAAUAAGAGUCACCGGAUGUAUGUUCUAGGCGGUCCCCCGGCGUCGGAGGACCCUUGUCGAGGCCAAUGGGAAUUCUUGGGCCGCAUCAACGAGAUGCCGGACCAUUGGGCGAUCGACGGCACUGUGUUCGAGAUGAACGGUAAACUGUAUUUCGUGUAUUCGGGCUGGCCCCUGGACGACCCCGACGACUCGUCGGACCUCAUGCAGCAGCUGUACAUCAUGAAGCUCCAGGACCCGAUUAGCGCUGCUAGCCCUGCUGUCGUUAUCUCCCGCCCGCAGCACCCCUGGGAAAUCACGCGCGAAGGCAACGGUACGGAUCACGGCAUCAACGAAGGACCGCAGUUCUUGAGCUCUCCCGACGGAGGUAUCUCUUGGCAGGGAUUAGUCUACUCGUGCGCUGGCAGCUGGACUCACGAAUACAAGAUGGGGCUGCUGCAGUACGUAGGCGGCGACCCUCUAGAUCCGGCCUCGUGGCGGAAAGGCGAAGAGCCGCUCGUCCAGACGCGGAGACACGGUACGGGACCGUUCGGGCCGGGACACGGAUCGUUCCUCAAUAUCGGCGGGCAGGUGGUGGCCAUAUACCACGCGACCGACAGCCCGACGGACGGGUGGGAGAACCGGCGGGCUCGGGCGCAGCGGGUGGCGUUUACGGACGAGGGGCCGUACAUGGGCCGAUCGUUCGGGCUAGAACCCGCCCGUCCGGAGGGCGGCGGCGGCAGCAGCUUUGUCCGCAGGCUGAAACAGCGGUUCGGGAGGAGCGGGCGCGGCAAGCAGGGGUUGGCUGGCGAGAAGAGCUUGAAGGCUCUGUUGGGGAAUAGGGCGACGUGUACUUAG
Molecule: messenger RNA, 1116 nt
Organism: Daldinia caldariorum
Lineage: Eukaryota; Fungi; Ascomycota; Sordariomycetes; Xylariales; Hypoxylaceae
Product: glycoside hydrolase family 43 protein
Exons: 3
Coding region: 1-1116 (371 amino acids)
Biological process (GO): carbohydrate metabolic process
Molecular function (GO): hydrolase activity, hydrolyzing O-glycosyl compounds
Source: RefSeq, a predicted model, not a curated record